Closterium sp. Naga37s-1 is the source of this 402-nucleotide messenger RNA. Lineage: Eukaryota; Viridiplantae; Streptophyta; Zygnematophyceae; Desmidiales; Closteriaceae. The record is from the annotation of a GenBank genome assembly.
AUGGAUUCCUCGGGGAACGCUGCUGCGGCGUCCGAUCCGCAGUCACAGGGCACCACAGGGGGGACGCCGGCAGACGCAGCAGCGCCACACAACGUUGCUGACCUCACAGCCUUUGUACAAACUCUUCUUCAGCAAAUGCAAGCCCGCUUCCAGACCAUGUCCGAGACAAUCAUCUCGAGGAAUAUCCGCCUUGCCGCCCCUUAUUGCCCCUUUCCUGCUCCCUCUACUUCACUCUGCGAUUUACUUCCUCCCUAUUCUUCCGCCCACCUCCCUCUCAUGUCCACCUUUCACAUUGCAUUUACCGUCAUGUGUUUUUUGGUCGUUUACAAUCGGGCGUGUUUGUUUGCUCAUCUCCCUUUUCUUCUUCACCUCUCUCCUGCCAUGCCUGCUGUUCAUCCUUAA